AGAACCAAAACAAAACUGAAUCAAACAUGCUUUGGUUGUCUGAUAUUCUGAAUAUUUUUAACUUCAAUUUAUAGUGUUUAAUUUAUUUACUAUGUUGAGCGCGUACUUGCUGAAUCAACAAAAAAUAGUUUUAAUUAAGGAUCAUUUCGGAAUAGAGAACACAUCCUGUAAAAUCGUAAACGGAUGGCUGCACGAACAGAAAGGUAGCAGUGCAGUUCUGAAUAUGAUAGAAUCCCUUAACGAAAACGGUGCAUUUCUGUAUGUUCGUAUCUCCAAGCUGGCCCGAACUCACGACCCACCGGAGUUGUUUCGAUUUGUGAACGCUUGCAAGCGAAACAAUUCCGUAAAGUAUCUGUUUCUGUGGGCUACCGAAAAGAACAUUCGGCCGGGAUUUUUGGUGCCAUACUUGGAGCACAUGGCCGGAUUGAUACUGACCAUUGUGGACGACAAACAUCUUUCAAUAUUGACGAAAAAACAGGGAGGUUCAGUGAGUAACAAAUUCUACCAGUAUCAGAUUUUGGGCGGUAGUUUUUCCGUAAAAGAAUCUAAAAAGCCCGAUCGAACUAAAACCAUUGAUGGCGACCAACCGGCCAGUAUCGAUCCGGCAUCGCUGGGUACAUUCAAAAUUGGCGAUCUGAAGAAGGAAGAACAGGAAGCAAAAGAUUCGCUUAUGUUGCCGUUCGAAUUCUACAAAACAACAUCGGAAGGAGGCAAGGUUCUGUAUCAUCCCGAUGCCGGCGAUGACCUGGACGAGGAAGAUCCCGACGAUGAUUUGUUGAUAUGAAACAAAGUUUUUUUUUAUUGAAAAUA
Molecule: messenger RNA, 810 nt
Organism: Malaya genurostris
Lineage: Eukaryota; Metazoa; Arthropoda; Insecta; Diptera; Culicidae
Gene: Elp5
Product: elongator complex protein 5
Exons: 3
Coding region: 92-784 (230 amino acids)
Biological process (GO): tRNA wobble uridine modification
Cellular component (GO): nucleus; cytosol; elongator holoenzyme complex
Molecular function (GO): tRNA binding
Source: RefSeq, a predicted model, not a curated record